AUGCCGACCGUGCCACACGUCGACGAUCGCAAUGGAGUCAUAGUCAUGACCGCCGUCUUUACUCUGCUCAUCAUUCUCGCAGUCGCAUUCCGGUUCUAUGCCAGGCAUUUGACCAGAGCCGGCUAUGGUGCCGAUGACUGGCUUGCUGCUGCCGCGCUGUUCUUCACAUUGGCCCUUAAUGGGAUAUUUCUAGGCGCCACAAUCGAAGGAGCUAUCACCGGUCACUCUCCCGUCCGGGAUGGCUGGCCUGUGACGACGCCGCUCCAAAUUGUCGCCCAGAAAUACAAAUAUGCUUUUCAGAUCACUGAAAAGGUCGUCUUCGGCCUGGUCAAGCUGUCGCUACUGUUCCUCUGGAAGCGGCUCUUUGGAUCUUCUAAGCCCUUCCGGAUCGUUUGUCGGGUAAUGAUCCCCAUCACGGUGGCCUGGACCCUUGCCUUUCUCUUCACGACAAUCUUUCAGUGUGGGACGCGGUGGACGAUGAACUGGGCGCCUAUUGGCAUCUUCCUCACUCAAUGCAUCGAGAGCCUCAACGUGCUCACGGUAUUCUCCGUUACCGACAUCCUUUCAGACUUAAUCAUUAUUGCCAUGCCAGUUCCGGUUAUCUGGAGACUUCACCAACCUACGAGGAAGAAGAUCGCCUUGACCAGUAUCUUUCUCGUCGGUUUCUUCACAAUUGGAGCUGGGAUCGCACGAACUUACAUGUACCUGGUCACUUCCUACGACAAGGAGGACAACCCCGAUUUCAUCGCCGACUUUACCCUAUGCAUUCUCUGGUCAGAGAUCGAGGCAAACGUCGCCAUGCUUGUGUGCUGCAUGCCGACUCUCGCUCCCGUGAUAGGGAAGUUCGGCGGUAGGAUUCUGUCCUCGAUACACACGACCGGCUCGGGCAAGGGCUUCCGUCUGUCUUCGGGUCACAAACGGAGCAAGGCGACGGACGAUGGUCUAGAGCUACCGGCCUUGUCCAAUUCGAGGCGAAAGCAAAGCUCGCGGCUGUCGUCGGACACGCAGCUUCUAUGGCAAGAGGGCCAUGGUACAGUCACCGCAGCUGGAUAUGCAAACGCGCACGGCCAGCCGAGCAACACCCCCGGCAUCAUGGCGCGAACUGAUAUCUCUACUACCUACGAAGUUAAAGGUUCAGAAUCUGUUUAA
Messenger RNA from Anthostomella pinea, 1149 nucleotides. Lineage: Eukaryota; Fungi; Ascomycota; Sordariomycetes; Xylariales; Xylariaceae. The record is from the annotation of a GenBank genome assembly.